UGUCACGCGGGGUUAGUAAAAGUUGGGAUCGGAGCUCCACGGAGCGAGAGAGAACCACAAGACAGGCCGGCGCGCAGGCAGCCAAACCGGGCUAAACACUUUACAGCGAUUAUUCAAACGCGAGCGGGAGGCAACUCUUCUUUAUUUUAUUCUGAAAAGGAGUUGCAUACGCGACGCGGUCUACUUUCUCCGAAGUUCAAGUCUAUAUUUUUGCCAAAUUAGGAGACUUUUUUUGGGGGGGUUGGGGUUGUAAAAGAAGAAGGACAGUUUGGGUUUAUAAUACAAGAGGCACAUGAAGCAAAGUUGAAGCUCGGCUUCGUGCCACUCGGUAAAUGUGCCGUUUUCGGAGAGCGUAAACCUGCUUCGACUUUCAAGCGGCGGCGUGGGGGGCUUUCAGAGAAGAGAGACCGGAGCUGUCAAACCCGAUGACGACGGCAAACUGCCCCGGUAACGAGGAGCUGGACUUCCGACUCAUCUUCGGAGAGGACGGGCAGCAGCCGCCGUUGAGCCACGCAGAUCUGGAGCCGGAUGACACCACAUCGUUCUACAUCCUCAACGUAGGCCAGCCCCCAUCAAUGGUCACAAACCACCAGUCAAUAAACCUCCCCCGCCAUGGCAUGCAGUCACACUCCCCGCUAAUCAGCACUUCACCUCGCCUUCAAUCGCACAAACAAGGAACCGUGCACCUAAGUUAUGAAGCACAAGACUCUAAGUAUGGCACCUCUCCUUUACUCCAUUCUGCUCCAGUGGAGGCUCCGAAAGCCUUCGAGUGCCCCAGUAUUCAGAUUACUUCCAUCUCCCCAAGCUGCCAGCAGGAUAUGGAUGCCAAUGAAGAAGAUCUGAGAGCAAAUGGCCCUGAUAGGGACUACAACAGUGAGAGGCCUCUGUCCAGAGACCACCUGUAUUUGCCUCUGGACCACUCGUACCGGGACUCUUCGCUCAGUCCGAGCCCAGGCAGCAGCCUCUCAUCUAGGAGCUGGUUCUCUGACGCCUCCUCCUGUGAAUCAUUUUCCCAUGUCUACGACGAUGUUGACGCUGAGCUCAAUGAGGCCGCCGCUCGCUUUACCCUGGGCUCGCCCCUUACGUCCCCGGGCUGCGCAUCACCUCAAUCGGGCGUCGCGAACCUGGAGGAACAGCAACAUUGGCAGCACCCUCACCCCUCCUUUGUGCAGCACUCCCACUCAGCCACUCUGUCACCUCGACAGUCUCCCUGCCACUCGCCACGUACCAGUGUCACUGAUGAGAACUGGCUUAGUCCACGGCCACCUUCUCGGCCCUCCUCGCGUCCCACCUCACCCUGCGGCAAGAGGCGCCACUCCAGUGCGGACAUCUGUUAUCCUGGCUCCGUGUCGCCGCAUCACUCACCUUCACCUACGCCGGGACCUUCACCAAGGGGCAGCGUGACAGAGGACACUUGGGCUGGCAGCCCCUCUAUAGGAAUGUCACCCUUUCAGUGCUGCCAAUCAGAUGCAGACAUACCAUCUAAGACAAGGAAAACCUCACAGGACACAACAACGAUGCAACCGUCACCAAAAGGAGAGUUGGGAAUAGAUGACCAAGGAAAUGUUCCUCCUAAUCUAGACUCUCCCUCAGAAGAGGCCCUUCACAGCCAUAAGAAGGAUGGGCCUGGAGAACAGUUCCUCUCUGUGCCCUCCCAUUUUCCAUGGAAUAAACCCAAACCUGGACACACACCUAUAUUCAGGACCUCGUCACUCCCUCCCCUAGACUGGCCACUGCCAAGUCAGUUUGGCCAGUAUGAAUUGACGAUUGAAGUGCAGCCCAAAGCACACCACCGAGCGCACUACGAAACAGAGGGCAGCAGAGGAGCUGUCAAAGCUGCGUCAAGUGGCCAUCCCAUUGUCAAGCUGGUUGGCUACAGCGAGAAGCCUGUCAACCUGCAGAUGUUCAUUGGAACAGCAGAUGACCGUUACUUGAGGCCACACGCCUUUUACCAAGUGCACCGAAUCACUGGGAAAACCGUGGCCACGGCCAGCCAGGAAAUUGUGAUCACUAGCACCAAAGUUCUCGAAAUUCCUCUCCUGCCUGAAAACAACAUGUCAGCCAGUAUCGACUGUGCGGGCAUCCUCAAGCUACGGAACUCCGACAUUGAACUGCGGAAGGGGGAGACGGACAUAGGAAGGAAGAACACGCGGGUACGGGUGGUGUUCCGUGUUCACAUCCCUCAACCGAACGGGAAGGUUCUGUCUUUGCAAGUUGCCUCCAUUCCUGUGGAAUGCUCCCAGCGUUCGGCACAAGAACUGCCCCAGGUUGACAAAUCCAGCCUGUCCAGUUGUCUGGUCAGUGGUGGAGAAGAGAUGGCCAUCACUGGGAACAACUUCUUUCCAGAGUCCAAGGUCAUCUUCAUGGAGAAAGGCCCUGAUGGGCGGCCACAGUGGGAAGUGGAGGCCAAAAUCAUCCGGGAGAAAACUCAAGGCUCAUGUAUUGUGGUGGAAGUACCCCCUUACCACAGUAAGGCUGUAAGCUCAGCUGUGCAGGUACAGUUUUAUGUCUGCAAUGGAAAACGGAAACGGAGCCAAUCCCAACGCUUUACUUACCUUUCAGUAAUGGUGAAACAGGAGCACCGUGAUGAGCUGGACCAUCCCGCUGUUCCUGCCUUGUCAAUGCCCCUGACACAGGCUGCCAGUCUGGUGCGCCCUCAGCUGCCUUCCCCCGAUCAGGGCCACCCAUCGGAUAACCUUCUGUCAACCUCACCACAUGGCCUGGCCUCAGGCUCAGGACCUGUCCUGCUGCCCCUGCAGUCUCCCUGCUCCUCCAUUGGCUCCCCACCUUUCCAGCACCUGCCUCACCUCCAGGGUCGCAGUUUGCACCAUGCCCCCGCCGAUUUCCACAUGACGUUUCAGCCGAGCUCCUCGCCUGUUCCCCUUCCAGCUUCCUCCUCGCCCGCGCUGCACUCGUACCAGGCCAUGCAGCGCAACCAGAGUCACGCUCACAGCCUGUCCUUCAACGGCCAGUCCAGUCUUUCUCCUCAGAGCUAUGACAGGAUGCCUUUCCAGCAAAGUCCAAGUGCUGCGUCACACCCACUGAGCAUGGGGAUGGUGUACUCCUCCUCCCCCUGCUCCUCACCGUCAACGCCCGUGUCGUCAUGCCCCAUCGCGGGUUCUCCACAGAGUCACCAACCUGUUCUCGCACCCUCGUCCCCGCACCUCCACACGCUAGGAGGCUACCACUGCUCCCCAAACCCCGCUCAGGUGCCCUCUCCUACCGGCCACCCUCUCGUGGGGCCCCACUCUACCCAGCUGCAAAGAGCUAUGGCCUACCACCCAGUGGGUCAACGCUCAGCCUCCUGCCCCACGCCAUCCACUGCCCCUCCUCCACAUAUGAUCCCGUCUGCCCACUCUGGGCCUUCUUCACCUCAGCUCCACUCACUGCCCUACCAGUCUCCUACGUCCUCUUCGCCGGGAAACAGUCCCUUAGGUCCCUUGCAGCAUCCACAUUCAGGACAGCCUUCUCCUCAGGCGCCUAGCCCGGUCAUGGCCAGCUUGUCCCCCACUGCAGGGCCUUUGGUACACCCGCUAAGUCCCCAGGGCCCCUUCACAUCAGAGGGCGAGAGGCUGAACAUCAAAGAGGAACCAGAGGAUAAGGAGCCUACCUUCCGUUCCAUUGGCCUACAAGACAUCACGUUAGAUGAUGUCAACGAGAUCAUCGGGCGAGACAUGUCGCAGUCGCCGAGCGCUCGCGGCCCGGCCCGAACAGCCCACAGCACGCACUCGUAGCUCAACGCAGACUACAACUCCCACAGUGCAACAACCGGCAAGACAGCUCGAUGUACUGUACACCAAAAUCAUCAUUUGUGAUUUGUUUUUUUAAACAAAUCACCUAUUUUUGGAAUGAUCAAAGCAUGAUCCCAGCAAGAAGAUAAAGAGGCUCAACAUUCCACAACUGUCACCUGUACAUCUCUGGAAGCAUGGUCUCUGUCAUCACUUACACCCCUGCUGGAAACACUGAUAACUGCCUUAUCAAUGAUUAAUAAGUUUGUAGUCAACCCUCCCUUUUUGCAGGGGAUAAGGACUGACCCCUGCCACCAAAAGCAAAAAUCUGUGAGUUGAAAUUCAAGUUGACUUAAAAAAAAAAAAAAAAAGGUUUGUAAUUGUCUAUAGAAGCCACAAGAUGGCGUCAAUGCAAUAUUUUUAUAUUGGUGGGUUUGCUUAAGCACUAAAAUAGGAAAUCGCAAGUAUGACUUUCAGGGGAGGGGGGGGAGGGGUCGGUGAAUUUGCAAAGGCUGAACCAUGAAUAUAUAGGUGUUGACUGUAUUACCAGCUUUAUUAUAUUUACCAGUGUAGCAGCAAAUGGCAGAAAAGUCCCCUUUCCCCAGAAAUACAUUCAAAUCUUCAGAGACGCCAUUUUUCUUACUAUUAGACAAGAUGACUCCUCUUUUCUGUGCAAUAAAUAGUAAAAAAAAAUAAAAACCAUAGACUUCACUAUCAGUUGACAGGACACGGGGCAAUCCGUUGGUGGCCUAUUUUUAAAAACUUAUUUCAAAACCAAAGCCCCUAUCAACGUAAAACCAAAACAGGCACCUCCCUUAGGUAUAUAUGAGCAGCGGCAUUAAAAAAAAAAUUCAAAGUCGUUCCAUAAUAAAAUCCGGUGUUCUGCCAAAAUCUGCUACAUCGGCGAAACGUCCUACAUGAGUCGAAUUUGACACCCAAAGUACUACCGUGCGCUCUAAACUUGUUUUGUUUGAAUGCAUACGGGCAGAACGUACUAAAAAAUGCCUUAAGAAAAUACUUAAAUGUAGCUAUAUCAAAUAAGGACGGUUUUAAUUAAAGAUGAUGCCGAUCGAUCGGGUCCGAUCACGUCAUUUUCAAAGUAUCGGAAUCGGCAAAAAAAUAUCUAACAUGCCUUUUUUAAAUAUAUAUAUAUUUUUUAAUUAAAUCGUUUUCUAAUUGUAUUUCAUGUUACAGACAAAAUGUCUUACACUCAUUCAGAGUCUUUAGUUUUGGCUUAAAGUAGGCCUGUCAAAUUUAUCGCGUUAACGGCGGUAAUUUUUAAAAAAUUAAUCACGUUAAAAUAUUUAAUGCAAUUAACGCAUGCGCUGCACGACCCACUCACGCAUUGUCGCGUUCAAUCCAUAAAGGCGCCGUUUUACCUAUAUAUAGAGCUAAAAGGCAGCGUAAAAUGAGUAGAAUGAAUUUAGGCAGUCUUUGGAGCCUUUAUUUAAUUGGCUAAAGCCUUAAAAUCCCCCUCUCAACGAUUAAAAAUAUCGUGGGAAGCAAUGUGGGGAAGAAAGGUAGUAGUUGAUCUUUUUCUUAAUACCAUAUGUUAUUUCCCAACACAUAUAUCAAUUGGUGUCACUACGCACAGUCAUGGUUGCACUUCCCAUCAUGCAUUUGGGCAGAACAAUUAAAUGGCUACAGUAUCAUUUACUGAAAGCUCAACAAAUACACUAGAUGGCAAUAUUUAGUCACAAUAUACAAAGUCAUAUUUAUCCUUUAAGAAUUACAAGUCUUUCUAUCUGUGGAUCCCUCUCACAGAAAGAAUGUUAAUAAUGUAAAUGCCAUCUUGAGGAUUUAUUGUCGUAAUAAAUACAGUACUUACGUACUGUAUGUUGAAUGUAUAUAUUCGUCCGAGUUUUAUUCGUUUUUUUCUUAAUGCAUUGCCAAAAUUUAUAUGAUCGGGGAAAAUUAUCGGGAAUGAUUGGAAUUUAAUCGGGAGCAAAAAAAAAAAAAAAGCAAUCGGAUCGGGAAAUAUCGGGAUCGGCAGAUACUCAAACUAAAACGAUCGGAUCAGGAGCAAAAAAACAUGAUCGGAACAACCCCAGUUUAAAUACGCUACUUGACUAAUGUGGUCAACUGCUUCAAAGCUAACACAGAAAAACACAAUGGUUAAAUGUAGGAUAGGGUAAUACAUGUAAAAAGUAUUUUUGAGGCAAUGAAAAGGUACUAAAAAACGAAAUAAAAACAAAAAUAGUGAGUACUCGCCACUUCUAACCGAUGUGCGCAUGCGUAUGGAUGCUUGCGCAAGCGUGCUGAGCAUUGUGUAGACGUUUUGCCGCGUUUUAGGAAUGGCGGAACACCGGAUUAUAUUUUAUAUAACAAAAUUUAAAAUGGCUGUAAAAUAAUCAGAUUUUACGCUAGAUGCACAAAAAUCACCGAAUGCAAAGAUAAUCACCUAUAUUUUCAGGAUCAAUAGCAAUAGCUAACAUAUCAUAUAAGUUUUUGCCAGAAAUAGCAACUUAAAUGUCAUGUGUAGACAUACAAAAUCCAACAUGGCGGCCGUCACGAAACAAAGAGCUUUUUAAGUUGAAAAUUCUUGUAAAUAAAUGCUUAAACGGCAGAAAAUUUCUAUAGAUAUGAAUGUAAAACAGUGUAGAUUCUUGGUUAAAAGCAAAAACUGGCAGUUAUCGUUUAUUAAAUGUAAAUAUUUCAAGCAAAAGUUACUGUAUUGUGCAAUCCAAAAUGGCGGCCGUCACGAAACAGCGAUUUUUAAGUUGAAAAUGUUAUAAAUGUUUAAAUCGUGAAUUUUUAUAGAUAUGAACCUAAAGCAGUCUAGAUCCUUGACUAAAAGAAAAAAAAAAAAAAAAAAAAAAAAAAAAAAAACAGGCAGUUACCAUUCAUUUUACGUAAAUAUUUCAAGCAAAAGUUGUGGUAUAGUAUAAUCCAACAUGGCAGCCGUUACAAAACAAAGAGCGUUUUAAGCUGAAAGUUCUUGUAAAUAAAUGCUUGAAUCGCUGAAUUUCUACAGAUUUGAACGUGAAACAGUUUAGAUCCUUGGAUAAAAGCAAAAAACAGGCAGUUAUCGUUCAUUUUAAGUAAAUAUUUCAAGCAAAAGUUACGGUUUUGUGUAAUACAACAUGGCGGCCGUCAUGAAACAGAGCUUUUUAAGUUGAAAAUUGUGUUAAUAAAUGCUUAAAUUGCGGGAUUCCUAUAGAUAUGACCGUAAAACAGUCUAUUCUUGGUUAAAAGCAAAAAACGGGCAGUUAUCAUUCAUUUUUCGUAAAUAUUUCAAGCCAAAGUUACGGAAUUGUGUAAUCCAACAUGGCGGCCGUCACGAAACAAAGAGCUCUUUAAGUUGAAAUGUUUUGUAAAUAAAUGCUUAUAUCGCGAAUUUUUAUAGAUAUUAACCUAAUACAGUCUAGAAUCUUGGUUAAAAGUAAAAAACAGGCAGUUAUUUUUCAUUUUACGUAAAUAUUUCAAGCCAAAGUUACGGUAUUGUCUAAUCCAACAUGACGGACGUCACGAAACAAAAAGCUUUUUAAGUUGAAAAUUCUUGUAAAAAAAUGCUUAAAUCGUGGAAUUUUUAUAAAUAUGAACGUAAAACAGUCUAGAAUCUUAAUUAAAAGCAAAAAAAAAAAGGCAGUUAUCGUUCAUUUUACGAAAAAAAGUCCAAGCAAAAGUUACAGUAUUGUAUAAUCCAACAUGGCGGCCGUCACGAAACAGAGAGAUCUUUAAGUUGAAAUGUUUUGUAAAUAAAUGCUUAAAUCGCGAAUUUUUAUAGAUAUUAACCUAAUACAGUCUAGAAUCUUGGUUAAAAAACAGGCAGUUAUUGUUCAUUUUACGUAAAUAUUUCAAGCCAAAGUUACGGUAUUGUGUAAUCCAACAUGACGGGCGUCACGAAACAAAAAGCUUUUUAAGUUGAAAAUUCUUGUAAAUAAAUGCUUAAAUCGUGGAAUUUUUAUGAAUAUGAACGUAAAACGGUCUAGAUUCUUGAUUAGAAGCAAAAAAAAAAAAAAGGCAGUUAUUGUUCAUUUUACGAAAAAAAUUCCAAGCAAAAGUUACAAUAUUGUCUAAUCCAACAUGGCGGCCGUCACGAAACAAAGAGCUUUUUAAGUUGAAAAUUCUUGUAAAUAAAUGCUUAAAUGGCGGAAUUUCUAUAGAUAUGAAUGUAAAACAGUCUAGAUUCUUUUUGAAAAGCAAAAAACGGACAGUUAUUAUUCAUUUUACGUAAAUAUUUCAAGCCAAAGUUACACUAAUUUUAUCCAUUAAUAUUUUUUCACGUUUCAAAGUGCAAGCAUGGUGCUAUUUAAUAAUUACCUUGAAUCCUGUAAAAAUCCAGUAAAAUCUUUGUCCUGUUUCCACCUAAAUCCGGCAUUAGAACGCAGGAUGUUUGCGUUUAUCACAGUGAAAGCUACCUCAACGUUCUACGGUACGGCUUGGCGCAAUGUCUGUGGGAGCUGUCUAGUCAAAUGAUGGUGGAGUCUAUGAUAAAUACGAUCCCCCCAGUGUGCCUUGUUUGCAACAAGGCAAACUCAAGUAUUUUAUCAUACAGUAGGCCAUGAAAUUUAGUAAUAAAAAAACUUUUAAAAAAUAAAAAUAAACGCAGCAAUAACGCUCAAAUUGGACCAUUUUUUUCCUCCCGUCAGCCUUAUGAUGACGAGUCUAUGCAUUCACCUCCAGCCUAAUAAGCUUUCACAAGCACGAAACAAGGCUGUUGCGAGAGGGUGGGCAACUUGUGGCAUCGCGGGCCUUACACGAUCCAGCCUAUGCAAAUAAAUACAACGUAGGAGUUAUUAUAACUUCAUAGCAGAAGAAUGAUUCAUUAAAAAAAAAUAUAUAUAUAUAUAUAUAUAUAUAAAAUGCCUUAACUCAUUUUUGUCAGUGUAUGUGCGCCAUUUUUUUUUCAAGGUGGGACAAAGUGUUGUUUUUAAAGCUUCAAAACAAAUCGAGAAACGGUGACAACCAAAGAGCGAACAAUAAAAUGUGUUCCCACUUGACACAAAAAGACUGUACUCAACUCUAUUUUUGAUACUUUUGUCAAAUGGAUGUCAUUCCUAUUAAAAAAAGAGGUUGGAGGCAUAUACUGUAUGAGUGUCGAAUGCUAUAUAUAUGACAAAUAAAAAGGACAACACGUAUAUGACAAAGUUAACAGCCUUUGCAGCUUUUUUUUUUCUUUCAUGUUACCCGUCUGUAUACGAACUUUGUACAGAAAUUACAUUUAAAAAAACAAAAGGGGAAAUGCAGGUUUAGCUGAUGUUUACCAAGCCUUGUAUUGUGAACUGUUGUAUAUUUUGUAUGUUAACGGUUUUGUUUUGUUUUUGUAAUUUUGAUGACUGCAGUGCUUUUGGAAAUUAUUCAAAGGGAAUAACUUGCAUCAUGCUUUAGGUUUCCAAAGUAGUGACUAUCAAUAAAAUCAAUGAAAAAAUAAAUAAAUAAAAGAUUUUCCUUGGACUAUUAUUUUCCCCACGACCUUUCUUUGCAUUUUAAAGGAGCAAUACGUCAGAGCUGCAUUUCAGUUACUCAUUAAUUUGCCUGAAUUUUUCAAUAGACAUUAGGCCUGAACGAUAUUGGAAAAAACUAUCAUUACGAUUUUUGGGAGGGUUUGCGAUAUAUUGUGAUUAGUGCUACAAUGAUUAAUCGAUUAACUCGAGUAUUUCGACUAGAAAUAAAGAUUCAAAUAAAAUUUUGCUGCUUCGAGUAUUCGUUUCAUUAAAGUGGCAUUGUAAUGGUUUGUUUUGAAAGUGUUUGCGUUUAGUUUUAUUGAUUUGGGUGGAUACACUGCCCUCUAGUCUGCCUCAUUUCAAGUGGCUGAAUCCAGCUGCUCCCUGUUAAGACCAACAUAAACUAACUUUUUGUUUGAGCUAAUGUUUAAUGCAUUCGUAAAGUAUACUUAGACGGUUUUUGUUGGGAAUAUGUGUCUGAACCAUUUGUUAAGAGCAUUGUAUAAUAAAAAAAUAAAAAUUAGCGUUUUAUAGCAUUUAAGCUAGCAGACUUGUGCCUCUAGUGGCGACAGUGAAUUUGACAUAACUCAUUUCAUUUGGCCAAAUCCAGUUGAUCCCUGUUAAGACCAACAUAACAUUGGUGUGUGAAUGUGUGCGUGAACGGGUAAAUGUGUGCUAAUGUAAAGCACUUUGGGCAUGGUAACCAUGCAGAUAAAUGCGCAAUAUAAGUACUGUCCAUUUACCAUAAGUUUUUGUUUGAGCUAAUGGUUUUUAAUGUAUUCGUAAUCUAGUUUAUAGGUAUAUUUAGCAGUUUUUUUGUGGGAAUAUGCGUACUUUUGCUAUGUAACUUCACCAAUUGUUCUUUUGUUGCACUUUGAUCCUCAUUUACAUUUGUUAUACCUCAGCUCAGGUAGUUUUCAUAUUUUAUGUUCCUUAUCCGGUUACUCGAUUAUUCGAACUAACUAGUUCAUCGAUUAAUCGACUACUAAAAUAAUCGAUAGCUGCAGCCCUAAUUGCUAUAUCAUAUUACGAUAUUAAAACGAGAAGAAAUUCCACCACAUAACUUGAAUAACUCCGUUUGGGAUAGGCCUGAACGAUAUUAGAAAAAAUUAACAUUGCGAUAUAUAUUGCCAAAGCUCCACACUUGCUUUUCCUUUUUCUUAAGGUGCACCAGCAUAAACUUUGAUGGUCACGGUGCUGAGAACAGCCUCUCACUUACACAAUGAAUGACUGGCACAGCACACUUCAGAGUGGGCUGCAAGUUUAACGAUGAUUAACACAUUUGUGCCUUUGAUCGUAGAGUUAUCAAGGCUUCUCGGGCCAGAUCAAAGUUCUAAACCUGUCAAUCAUCGUUUAGUACCAAUAAAAAUGGUUUUUAAGCACUUCAAAUAUAAUAAUUAUGAUGUUUUAAACAUUUGAAUGUACCAUUGAAGUAUUUUUAAACAGGAAUAAGGAAGAAAAAUGUGUGGCUUUAUUAAAUGCUUUAUUGAGAGUCCACUCAAAUCCAAAGCUGCUCACUUACACACAAUGAGUUGCCACAGCAACUGUUUAACAAGUUAAACGAUGAUUGACGCAUGCGGCACUUUGACGCUCGGUUUUCUGGCAACAUUGAACAUCAACGUCUGUCAAUCAUUAACUUUAAAGUGCAUACGACAGGAGAAAAAAAAAAAGUUAAA
Corythoichthys intestinalis (scribbled pipefish) is the source of this 10791-nucleotide messenger RNA. It is a transcript of the gene nfatc3a, whose product is annotated as nuclear factor of activated T cells 3a. The record is from RefSeq and is a predicted model, not a curated record. The coding region runs from base 426 to 3734 and encodes 1102 amino acids. Lineage: Eukaryota; Metazoa; Chordata; Actinopteri; Syngnathiformes; Syngnathidae. Gene Ontology annotation, molecular function: DNA-binding transcription factor activity, RNA polymerase II-specific; transcription factor binding; RNA polymerase II cis-regulatory region sequence-specific DNA binding. The transcript is spliced from 10 exons. Gene Ontology annotation, cellular component: transcription regulator complex. Gene Ontology annotation, biological process: cytokine production; regulation of transcription by RNA polymerase II; calcineurin-NFAT signaling cascade.